GUUGUUUAUACAAUAAGGUGAACACAAGGCAAUGGCUUCGAGCUACUACUCUGCUCAGAUAAAGCAAUGCCUUGAGCAUGGAGGUAGAAACCAGAGCCGCCAUCUGAAGACGAUCCACGCCCACAUCAUCAAAUCUCUUCCCUCACCAGAGACAAUCCUACACAACAAAAUCAUCCACGGGUAUGCGAAAAUCAGAAACUCCAUUUACGCUCGCCGAGUGUUCGACGAAAUUCCCCAGCCAAACAUCUACUCCUGGAACAGUCUCCUCAUGGCACACUCGCAAUCCGGGCACCUCUCGGAGAUGGAACGCACCUUCAAGAAGCUUCCUUUCCGCGCCGACGGCGUCUCCUGGAACUUGCUUAUCUCCGGGUACUCCUUGAGUGGUCUGCUGGGUGAGGCCGUCAGGGCUUACAACACGAUGAUGAAAGAAGGUUCUGCUAACUUGACAAGAGUUACUUUGAUGACAAUGCUGAAACUUUGUUCGGACAAUGGGUGUGUUAGUUUGGGGAAGCAAGUUCACGGGCAGGUUAGGAAGCGUGGGUUUGAGUCUUAUCUUUUAGUUGGGAGCGCGUUGAUGGAUAUGUAUGCGAAAGUUGGUUUCAUCACCGACGCAAAGAAGGUUUUCUACGGUUUAGAGGAUAGGAACACGGUUAUGUACAACUCACUGAUGGGAGGACUUCUAGCGAGUGGGAUGGUCAAAGACGCGCAGGAGCUGUUUCAAGAAAUGGAGAAAGAUUCGGUUUCUUGGACGGCUAUGAUCAAAGGGCUUGCUCAGAAUGGACUGGAGAAGGAGGCUAUUGAGUUUUUCGGAGAGAUGAAAGUGGAAGGCUUGAGGAUGGAUCAGUUUACGUUUGGAAGUGUGCUACCUGCUUGUGGAGGACUAGGAGCAAUAAAGGAAGGGAGGAAGAUCCAUGCUUGUAUUAUCAGGACCAAUUUUCAGGAUAACGUAUACGUGGGUAGUGCUCUCAUUGACAUGUAUUGCAAGUGUAGGUGUAUAGACUACGCAAAGACUGUUUUUGAUGGGAUGAAGCAGAAGAAUGUUGUGUCUUGGACAGCUAUGGUUGUGGGUUAUGGCCAGGCCGGUCGUGCUGAAGAAGCUGUUAAAAUGCUCCUUGAGAUGGAAAGAAGUGGGGUUCAGCCAGAUCAUUAUACGCUGGGACAAGCGAUCAGUGCGUGUGCCAACAUAGCUAGCUUAGAAGAAGGCUCCCAGUUUCAUGGGAAGACUAUAGUUUCUGGCCUUAUAGAUUAUGUCACCGUCUCAAACUCACUGGUGACUCUGUAUGGUAAAUGUGGAAAUAUUGAUGAUUCGGCUAGGCUGUUCAACGAGAUGAGUUUCAGGGAUGAAGUGUCUUGGACUGCAAUGGUUUCCGCGUAUGCCCAAUUUGGAAGAGCCAACGAGGCUAUUGAUCUGUUUGACAGAAUGGUACAAGAAGGACUAAAACCUGAUGGAGUGACUUUGACCGGUGUUAUCUCAGCUUGCAGUAGGGCAGGAUUAGUAGAGAAAGGACAGAGAUAUUUUGAGUUAAUGACGAAUGAAUAUGGAAUAGUACCGAGCAAUGGCCAUUAUUCUUGCACGAUUGAUCUCUUUAGUCGAUCUGGAAGGUUAGAGGAAGCAAUGAGUUUCAUUAAUGGGAUGCCUUUUCCUCCGGAUGCAGUUGGUUGGACCACUUUACUCAGCGCGUGUAGAAACAAAGGUAACUUGGAAAUAGGCAAAUGGGCGGCUGAAUCACUCAUAGAGCUAGAUCCUCAUCAUCCUGCUGGCUACACCUUGUUAUCAAGCAUAUAUGCUUCUAAAGAAAGAUGGGAUUGUGUGGCGCAGUUAAGGAGGGAGAUGCGAGAGAAGAAAGUGAGAAAAGAACCUGGACAGAGCUGGAUCAAAUGGAAAGGGAAGUUGCACAGCUUCUCAGCUGAUGACGAGUCAAGUCAAUACCUAGAUCAGAUAUAUGCUAAGCUCGAGGAACUGAACCAAAUGAUCUUAGAUGAUGGUUAUAAACCGGAUACUAGUUUUGUUCAGCAUGAUGUUGAGGAAGCAGUAAAAAUAAAGAUGCUCAACUAUCACAGUGAAAGACUCGCCAUUGCUUUUGGAUUAAUAUUUGUACCCUCAGGGUUACCUAUCAGAGUAGGGAAGAAUCUAAGAGUGUGUGUGGAUUGCCACACUGCAACCAAACAUAUCUCCAGCGUCACUGGUAGAGAGAUAAUAGUUAGAGAUGCUGUUAGGUUCCACCGUUUUAAAGAUGGAACUUGCUCAUGCGGAGACUUCUGGUAGGGGUUUUCGUCUUUGAAUUUUCUGACACAGAGAGCCAACGUGAUGCUUCAGUUGACUGCAUUGAGCUCCAAUUGGGUGAAUUGGUCAAAUAUAUUACAACAAGGCGGAUCCAGAUAAUUUAUUAGUGAAGUUAUAGAGUUGCAUUUGGACUUAGAAUAGAAUGAUAAACCACUGUUUCAUGUCUUUGGUCAAAGAAGGGUAAAGAAAAGGAAAUUGCUACCAUCUAACUGUACUGCAAGAGUUCAAGCUCUUCAACAUAUGCAGAAUUUUUCAGAUGAUCCUAUCAAGCUGGCUCAAUUCUGUUUUCAAGUAAACAUUUUAGUAACGCCUCGGAUCUAGAUGGAAGUGUUUACUUUAAAAGGUGGAUGAGAUCUCCGCCCUUGGGGUUCAAGUGCAUCUAUUACCGUUUGUAAGUUAAAAGAGUCUGCAACUCACGGAAAGCAUGCAACUCAAAGAGAGGUGAUUGAUGUAAUUUACUAAUACUUGCAUGUACUAGUAGAGACACACAAGUUGCUCAAGAAGUGAAAUGACAAAAAUCAAAUGUUGUAAAACAUGAUUCUCUGGUUUGUAAAUGUAUAUGAU
Raphanus sativus (radish) is the source of this 2848-nucleotide messenger RNA. RefSeq names its product putative pentatricopeptide repeat-containing protein At1g68930. The record is from RefSeq and is a predicted model, not a curated record. The coding region runs from base 32 to 2266 and encodes 744 amino acids. NCBI's taxonomy places the organism in Eukaryota, Viridiplantae, Streptophyta, Magnoliopsida, Brassicales, Brassicaceae. Gene Ontology annotation, molecular function: zinc ion binding; protein binding; RNA binding. Gene Ontology annotation, biological process: RNA modification. The transcript has a single exon.